Messenger RNA from Drosophila grimshawi, 3561 nucleotides. It is a transcript of the gene ss, whose product is annotated as circadian locomoter output cycles protein kaput. Bases 65 to 3277 code for a protein of 1070 amino acids. The record is from RefSeq and is a predicted model, not a curated record. NCBI's taxonomy places the organism in Eukaryota, Metazoa, Arthropoda, Insecta, Diptera, Drosophilidae. The transcript has 10 exons. Gene Ontology annotation, cellular component: aryl hydrocarbon receptor complex; nucleus. Gene Ontology annotation, biological process: regulation of transcription by RNA polymerase II. Gene Ontology annotation, molecular function: nuclear receptor activity; transcription cis-regulatory region binding; protein dimerization activity.
CGAGUGUGUGUGUGUAAAAAGUAAAUCAUUCACAACGGCGACCAUAACGAACUCCGCCCUUGCAAUGAGCCAACUGGGCACCGUCUACGCCACCAAGCGAAGGCGACGCAAUGGCAAAAGCCUGAAGCCGCCGCCCAAGGAUGGCGUCACUAAGAGCAAUCCAUCAAAACGGCAUCGGGAGCGCCUCAAUGCCGAACUGGAUCUGCUUGCCUCCCUGCUGCCCUUCGAGCAGAACAUACUUAGCAAACUGGAUCGACUGAGCAUACUAAGGCUGUCCGUUAGUUAUUUAAGAACCAAAAGUUAUUUUCAAGUUGUUAUGCAUAAGGAUAAGGAGGAGAACGGUGUCCUGCCGCACAUACACGCACACGAUGGCUACAGGACCCGCGAGCUGGGCGCCUUCGAGCACGGCCUGCUGGAUGGUGAUAUGUUCCUGCAGGCUCUAAAUGGAUUUCUAAUGAUACUGACAUGCGAAGGCGAGGUCUUCUUUGCCACGCACAGCAUCGAGAGCUAUUUGGGUUUUCAUCAGUCGGACAUUGUGCAUCAGUCUGUGUACGAGCUGGUCCACUCGGAGGAUCGCGAGGAGCUGCAGCGUCAGCUGCUGUGGAACAGUUUCCUGCCCGCAGACAUGUCCAGCAUGCAGCUGUCGGAGACUCUGGCCCCGGAUAAGGCGCUCUACUUGGAGCGCAGCUUUACGGUGCGCUUCCGCUGCCUGCUGGACAACACAUCCGGUUUCCUGCGCCUGGACAUACGCGGUCGCAUCAAGAUUCUGCAUGGCCAGAAUCGCAAAACGGAGGAACCCCCGCUGGCACUGUUCGCCUACUGCACACCCUUCGGACCGCCCAGUCUGCUGGAAAUACCGCACAAGGAGAACAUGUUCAAGUCAAAGCACAAGCUCGACUUCUCGCUGGUGUCCAUGGAUCAGCGGGGCAAACACAUACUGGGCUAUGCCGACACCGAGCUGGUCAACAUGGGUGGCUACGAUCUCGUGCACUACGAUGACCUCGCCUACGUGGCCAGUGCACAUCAGGAGCUGCUGAAGACGGGAGCCUCGGGCAUGAUUGCGUAUCGGUAUCAGAAGAAGGACGGCGAGUGGCAGUGGCUGCAGACCAGCUCGCGGCUGGUGUACAAGAACUCCAAGCCGGACUUUGUCAUCUGCACGCAUCGCCAGCUGAUGGACGAGGAGGGUCACGAUCUGCUCGGCAAGCGGACGAUGGACUUUAAGGUCAGCUAUCUGGACACCGGUCUGGCAUCGACAUACUUCUCCGAAGCGGAUCAGUUGGUGGUGCCGCCGACCAGUGCCAGUGUGUCGCCGACAGCGCACGCUCUGCCACCGCCGGUGACGCCAACGCGACCCAAUCGACGCUACAAGACGCAGUUGCGCGACUUUCUGUCCACGUGCCGCAGCAAGCGCAAACUGCAACAGCAGCAGCAGCAGCAGCAACAGCAGCAACAACAGCUCCAUGCACAGCAAUCGUCGCCACUGGCACAGGUCGGCUCGCCGGCGCCAGCUGUCGUCGAAUACCUGCCCGAUCCGGCGGCUGCCGUUGCGGCCGCCUACUCCAAUCUGAAUCCCAUGUACACAACGUCGCCGUAUGCGACAGCAGCGGACAACUUGUACAUGGGCAGCUCCAUGCCGGCCAAUGCCUUCUAUCCCGUCAGCGAGAAUCUCUUCCAUCAGUAUCGGCUGCAGGGCGCCGUCGGCGUCGGCGGCUACUACACAGAUUAUCCACAUACGGGCGCCCCAGCCUCGGCGUAUGUGGCGAACGGCUUCCUCUCCUACGACGGCUAUGCCAUCGCCUCCAAGGCGGACGAAAAGUGGCAGGAGACGGGCAAAUACUACAGCGGCUAUAGCAGCGGAUACGGCAGUCCAACAUCCACGCCACAGCAAGUACCCCUAAAGACGCCCAAAUCAUCGCCGCAAGUUAUGGAGGUCAUCUCGUGCUCCUCGGAUGGUCCCUCGCCCGUAGCUGGCACUGUUGCCCCGCCCAACGGCAGCAGCGUUACGCCCAAAGUAGAGCUGUCCGCCGCCGCUGCUGCUGCUGCUGCUGCUGCUGCUGCUGCAGCCGCCAGUCAAGAUCCGUACGAGCGGCAAACGGUGCUGAUGUGGGGCACCACUCAGUCGAGUGGUGUGCCACUGAACAGUCGCAUUGCGGUCAGCAGUGGCGGUGGCUCACCACAGCGCACAACGCCACUCACCAACGGUCUCAGCUACACCAACAACAACAACAACAAUGAGCACGAGCCAGCAGCAGCGGCUGCCAAAUGGAAUGGCACCAAGGAGCUGACGGGCAAAUCAACGAGCGCCGGCACACCGGAAAGCUAUCAGCUGCAGCACGAUGACUCUGGUCUCUACUCGGCCUCCUCGCACACCACAUCGCCACAGCAGCAGCAGCAGCAGCAACAGCAGCAACCACAUUCCGCGCGUGGCUUGGGCUCCAAUGUUAGCAAUUCAAGCAAUAGUGUAAGCCAGCACCCUGUUAGCGGCACUGAGCACACCACGUUGCAGCCACACCCACAACAGCCGCCCAGCUGUGCAGCCAACAGCCACCAGCAACAGCAGCAGCAGCAGCAACAGCAUCAUCACGCUCCUCAUCCACAUGCACACACGCAGCACCAUCACCAUCAUCACCAUCACCACCAUCCGCACCACCACCAUCACCAUCACAUUCUAAUCAGCAACCAGCUGCAGCAACAGCAGCAGCAGCAGCAACAACAACUAGCUGCUUAUCAGCUGCAUCAUCAUCAGGUGGAUUCACCACCACCACCGCCACCCACUUUGCCAGCUGUCAGCAGCUUGCUGUGCGCCAACUCAACUGAUGCCGUCUCGCCCUAUCAGCAGCUGGUGGCUGUCGGACCAGCAACAGCCAUACCUCCGCUCAUCAUUUGUGCCGAUGACUCGCUGCAGGCGCUCAACAACAACAACAAUAGCAACACCAACAACAACAAUACCAACAGCAACAGCAGCGGUGAGGCACAGAUCAGCUCCACAUCGAGCUCUGUUGCACGCAGCGCACGCAAAGCAGCCAAGCUACAACAGCAACAUCUACAACAGCAACAACAACAACAGCAGCAGCAGCAGCAGCAACAUCAACAAAAUUACCAACAACAACAACAACAUCAUGCCCAGCAUCUUCUAUAUCCGGCAAAUAUAACGGCGCAUACGGCCUUGGCUUAUGCGCCACCGCCAACAUCGAGUCUUGCUGCUGCUGGUGCCUAUCUGGAUGGUAGUCCACUGCUCUCCUUCUCGGAGGUGACCAAUACGCUGCUGAACCAGUAGACCACAAAAGAAACACACUCACACACACUCACAUACACACACACACACACACAACACAAACCAUGUUCAACAGUUUUGCCAAAAUGUGGACUAUGACUAUCGUAUCUUCCAUAAACUCAACACACACAAACAUAGAGCACACCAAGAACAACAACAACAAAAAUAACAACAACAACAGUAAUAUAGCAGUUCAUAGAUAUAACUUUGAUCAAUUGAAGAACAGAGCCUUGCUCGAAUGUAUUCGUAACAAAAUUUAAAACACUCGUUGCUUUUUAAAUGUAACG